CUCCCUGCCGUAAAAACUUUGUAAAUUGCUCCCACAUGGUCCCAACGCUACUUCCUGUCCCAUUUCCCAAAAUGGCAGCGCCCCUGGGCCUGAGGCUGGCGCCUCGCUUGGCCGCAGCCCCCCGGCACAUUCACUGCGGAGCCGCCCGCCCGGCCGUGGGGCAAUGGAGAGUCCAGCAGGGACUUGCCCCCAGCUCGGCCGGCUACGGGCCCCUCCGGGACCUGCCUGACUGGUCCUUUGUAGACGGGCGCCCCGCCCCCCCGUGGAAGGGCCAGACGCGUCGGCGACAGGAAGAUGAGGCCUUUGCGCGCCGCGUGGCCAUGCUGGCCCAGGAGAUGGAGCGAGGCCUGCAGCGCUGGCAGGUCCAGCAGCGCCAGCAGCAGGAGGCCAAGGACAGCAAGAGACAGACCCAGCUGCAGCCCAAGGGGGCCACCCUGCGUCGGCGCAGCCCACAAUAAAUUCUUGCGCCCCCAGCAACCACAA
Messenger RNA from Malaclemys terrapin pileata, 483 nucleotides. It is a transcript of the gene MRPL52, whose product is annotated as mitochondrial ribosomal protein L52. The record is from RefSeq and is a predicted model, not a curated record. NCBI's taxonomy places the organism in Eukaryota, Metazoa, Chordata, Testudines, Emydidae. The coding region runs from base 36 to 458 and encodes 140 amino acids. Gene Ontology annotation, cellular component: mitochondrial large ribosomal subunit. Gene Ontology annotation, biological process: mitochondrial translation. Gene Ontology annotation, molecular function: structural constituent of ribosome. The transcript has 5 exons.